This is a messenger RNA of Rodentolepis nana, 2220 nucleotides long. The record is from the annotation of a GenBank genome assembly. NCBI's taxonomy places the organism in Eukaryota, Metazoa, Platyhelminthes, Cestoda, Cyclophyllidea, Hymenolepididae.
AUGGGCGAAACAAAUUCAAAAGCUGCUUUCGAGAUCUGCGUAGUGACUGUGGACUUUGUGGGCAAUGGACUUGGCCCAGGAAUUAACAUGGUCAUGUUUGAUAACAGCAACAACCAAUCUCCAGUCAUCGCCCUGGAUCAUAUUUUUCAAAAUGAACUGGAUUAUCAUCAGGCCAAAUUCACUAUUGACCAGCAACCUUGGAGUAAACCAAAAGCCUUUGGUAAACUCCAUCACAUCGAAUUCUGGCGCACUGAUGGUUCACACACAGCCGAUGGCUACAGUGUGGCCGCCUGGUACUUAGACCGUGUGAUAAUCCGUGACAAACGUUUCGGCCUGACUGGUCAGUGGGAUUACUUUUUCUUCCCCCUCCAUGAUUGGGUAGUUCCAGCUGCACAAUAUGUGAUCCAGGAUUGUGAAACAUAUCUUCCCCAACAAGAACCCUUUCCAGAUUUGCGGUUAGUUCAGUUGGAACGGAGGCAGCAGCUUCUUAUACUGACUCAAAGAGCGAGAGGUCUUCCAGUUGAAGUCAGCGAAGUUCCCACAACGGAACUCUUCUCCUAUGAUUCACGAUGGGACAUAGAAGACGUUGUUUUGGAGCUAAUCGACCGAGUUGGUCUUUCCGCCGAUUACAAUAGCGAAGAGUCCUGGGAUUCUCUCGAUUCAAUUGGGAGUCUGUACAAGCGACACAACAUCACGGAACCUUUGAGUUUAUCGUACUGGAUGAUGAACGACGUAGCUUUCGGUGCUCAACGACUCAAAGGCUGCAAUCCUUUCGUUAUUCGUCUUUGCACGGAAUUUCCAUCUUGCAUGGUUUCACUGAAAGACUGGAUCCUUCCUCAUUUAGAGGGUUGGACUCUUCAACAGACUCUAGUGGCUCGACGCCUAUUCUAUGUGGACUAUGCUAUCAUGCGAGGUUUGCAUUGUCGACAAGGUAGAAUGAUGGCCGCUCCUUUGGCUCUCUUCUUCUACACCGAGAAACGACAGCUUCUGCCCCUUGCUAUCCAUCUGGAUCCUGAAUCAGAUGAUCAAAUGCUUUUCUGUUGCACUGAUCCGACAGAAGAAUGGCUCCAAGCCAAGCUUUGGUUCAAUCUCGCUGACUCCUGUCACCACAUGGUCAUAGGUCGUCUCCUCAAUCACCUAAUCCUUGAGGGUAUCUAUGUUUCCCUACGUCGAAAUCUCGCUCAAUCUCACCCAAUCUAUCAACUCCUAGCACCCCACUUUCGCAGUUUUCUCGCUGUCAACCGAAAGUUGAAAGAAUGGAUGCUUGAUCGUGGCUGGAUUGCUCGAAAUAUCCAACUCACUCGGAAGGGCAUUAAACAACUUCUACGGAGGGGGUUCAAACAAUGGCGAUUCGACGUUCAAGGGAAUGUCUAUGCGGAGCUGGAAUCUCGAGGAGUAUAUGACAGGAAAGCCUUGGGAAACUAUCCCUAUCGAGAAGACGCUUUCGUGGUACACAGAGUCAUGGAAAAAUAUGUGAUGCGGUUCCUUCGAGUAUUCUACACCCGAGGUCCUGUUGACUUACUGGAAGACAUAGAAUUACAGACGUGGCGUAAUGAGAUGGCUUAUCCCAUGGAAGAUGCUGGGCUGGGACUGGAAGGCGUCCCAAAUGGCAAAGCUCGGGUGAGAAACGGCGUGGUCUACCCAAUUGGCAAUAUUCCUGGAAUGACUACCUCUUCCAACACGAGCACUGUUAGCGGAGCUUCGAGCAACAGUAAUGGCGAAUGUGCAUUUGGUUUGACAACACUGGAAGAGACAAAAUCUAUGCUUAUGGGUAUUCUGCAUUUAUUGGUGAUUGUAUCGGGCUCGGUUCUGCGGCUUCCAAUGUUUGAUGAGUACGGAUUUGUGGCACAUUAUCCUCUCAGUCUAUUUGGGAGCAUUCCCGUGAGGGAAGAAGAAAUUAAAGGAAGCGUAAUGGAAAGCUGGAGUGGUCUACAUUCUCUUUCUGCUUACGAUAAAACGGUUGCUUCUCUACCAAAUCGUCGGAUGACUGUUGAAAUGAUCCUUUAUACUCGCAUCGCCAGUCGAAUUCAACUCUCUAAUCUCGGCCACUAUGAUAGCAAUUACAUCGUUGAUAAGCGGGCAUUGGCUAUUUUGGAUGAAUUCCAAAAUGAACUCAAGAGUGCAAGUGAAGAGGUUACAACUAAUAAUCGUCUUCGGGAUCUCCACCACAAAUAUCUUGCUCUAGAUCCUUCUGUGAUGCCAAACUAUCCGGGAGUAUGA